Molecule: messenger RNA, 1338 nt
Organism: Aspergillus heteromorphus CBS 117.55
Lineage: Eukaryota; Fungi; Ascomycota; Eurotiomycetes; Eurotiales; Aspergillaceae
Product: L-rhamnonate dehydratase
Exons: 3
Coding region: 15-1286 (423 amino acids)
Biological process (GO): carbohydrate catabolic process
Molecular function (GO): magnesium ion binding; L-rhamnonate dehydratase activity
Source: RefSeq, a predicted model, not a curated record
CUGCUCUCGCCAACAUGAGCUCCGCUACAGCGUUUCCCCGCAUCAAAGAGAUCCGCACUUUCGUCAUCGAUGGAGUGGGAUCGGGAGGUGAUUACCACAAUGUCAAAGGAGGCCACUGGCUGGUUGACAGCAACAUCUCGACCCCGAUGACUCGGUGGGCACAAUACCGCGGCUCUCGCACAUCGUGGGGUAUCAACGUCUUGGGCUCCUUCUUUGUCGAAAUUGAGGCCACGGAUGGAACCAAGGGGUUUGCCACGGGCUUCGGGGGACCUCCGGCUUGCUGGCUGGUCCAGCAACACUUUGAGCGUUUCCUGCUCGGCGCAGACCCACGAGACGUCAACGAGCUGUUUGAAAAGAUGUACCGGGGCUCCAUGUUCUACGGUAGAAAGGGUCUGCCCGUUGCCGUCAUCUCAGUGAUCGACUUGGCUCUGUGGGAUCUGCUGGGCAAGAUCCGCAAGGAACCUGUCUACAAACUCAUUGGCGGCGCCACCCGCUCACGGCUGGACUUUUACUGCACCGGUCCGCAACCCGCCGCGGCCAAGGCAAUGGGCUUCUCCGGAGCCAAGGUGGCUCUCCCUCACGGACCGGACGAGGGAACAGAAGGGCUACUGAAGAACGUCCAGUACCUCCGCAAGCAGCGAGCAUCCAUCGGCCCAGACUUCCCGCUGCGCGUCGACUGCUACAUGUCCCUGAACGUGCCAUACACGAUCGAGCUCGUGAAGCGCUGUGAAGCGGAGGGCAUCAACAUCGACUGGUGGGAGGAGUGUCUGACCCCCGACGACUUCGACGGCCAAGCCCUUCUGAAGCGAGCCCAUCCCACGGUGAAGUUCACCACCGGCGAGCACGAGUACUCGCGCUAUGGAUUCCGGAAACUCAUCGAGGGCCGCAAUCUGGACAUCAUCCAGCCUGAUGUAAUGUGGGUGGGUGGCUUGACAGAGCUGCUUAAGAUCUCGGCGCAUGCCAGCGCCUACGAUCUCCCCGUUGUCCCCCACGCGUCCGGACCCUACUCGUACCACUUCGUGGUCUCGCAGCCCAACACCCCAUUCCAGGAGUAUCUGGCCAACUCUCCGGACGGAAGCACCGUCGAGCCUGUCUUUGGAAACCUGUUCCUCAACGAACCCAUUCCUACCCAGGGAUACCUCGACAUCUCGAUCCUAGACAAGCCGGGGUUCGGUCUUGAGCUCAAUCCUGCUGCUCCCCUUAUUUCCGCGGCUUCCAUCCUCACGCCGGCCCCUCAAAGGGCCCUAGUAGCUCCGACUGAGCCAGAAACGAACGGUACAGCUUGAAUUUCAGAAACAUAGUUGGGGGGGGGUAUUGAGAAUUUUUAGUUUAAAGCAU